This is a messenger RNA of Letharia columbiana, 1329 nucleotides long. RefSeq lists its product as uncharacterized. The coding region runs from base 1 to 1329 and encodes 442 amino acids. The record is from RefSeq and is a predicted model, not a curated record. NCBI's taxonomy places the organism in Eukaryota, Fungi, Ascomycota, Lecanoromycetes, Lecanorales, Parmeliaceae. The transcript has a single exon.
AUGGCAAAAGCGCAUCUGCUCUCCCUCCCGACCGAAAUCCUCCAAUCUAUUUACCUACACUGCCUCUCACCCCACCUACCCCACGCAUCACCUAUACUGGCAACCGCGCUCUCUACGCAACACAUUUACAAGAUCACCUUCCUGCACGCUUUCUGGAACAGGACGCCUCUCGUCUACGCUGGAGCACAAGUUCAACAAGCCUACGAGCCCGGUCCACACGUGCAGGAUCUUUUCUGCCCGCUGCCCGUGCCUAGCAGAGAAAUUGACGACGCUCGCGCACGCACGAAACGUCAAGAGGCGGUGCUCGAGUACCGAUGGUGUACAUUCCACCGCGCGAAACGAUAUCUCUCAGAAGCCAUGUCAGCAGUAAUGAAGGACCUGCUCUUGACGCUUCACCUGCCCUUAUCACCUUCCGAUCAAACGCGCCUAGAAGCCUUUAUCGCCCAGCUUCCAGCCCGCCGUUGCACCUUCAGCGCCACAGCCCUCGAUGGAAGCACCAUCGCUCUGGAGUACCCACGCCGCUUAGCGACCGCCAUACGAGUGACCUACAACGGACACGACCCGCGCUUCGACACCCGCGCGACUCCGAACCUGACGGUAUCGCCUACGCACGUUCUAUGCCUGCCCUCGCAUAUUCUCACGGGCCACCCGACAUGGACGCAUUCUCGAAUCGACUUUGUGCAAAUGGUCUGCAGCCACGUGGACCUCCGCACAGUACAGUACGAUCCGUCGGCGCUGUACGAAGGGAUGAGGAAUGCGAUUGUGCAGGGUAAUCACGAGGCGCUUCUCGUACUCAUAUGGCACGCUAGCAGGUUUGCUGAGUAUAAGGAGACCCCAUCGCAUGACGAUCGCCCAUUUGAGCCGCCGGCGGAGCUUUUUCGGCUGGUCGCAAAGCGCGGUGGGCCCGAAGUCGCAACUUUGGACCGACGCCCCGGCCCCGAGGCUGUGAGCGACGCCACGGUCUCCGUCAGACUUUUCGCGCUCCUCCUCCGCGCGCACGCAGAGUCGAUGCCUCGAAACGACCCGGACAUCACGGCAUGGGCUCACCGACUCCUCACCUGCCAGGGUAGUAGCAAAAACGAUCGCGCUUUUGCCCAAUGGGUGCUGGACUGGGGGAGUGAUGGGAGGAGUGAUGAGUACAUCAAUGAACGGUAUACAUUGAGAAGGUUGGAGGUUGAAAAGGUCAAAAGGCCAAUGUUCAGGGGAGGGUGUGUUUCGCGGAAGAGGAAAGGGGAUGAGAUGGCGGAGCGAUUCGUGGAGAUGUGUGGGGGGCGGAUUGAGAGUUUUGGGGAUGAGGUGGAGGCGGUCGAGGGAGCGAAGGGUGGUUGA